CCGGCCGGCGGUGGUCGUCAUUAUGACGAAGUUUAUAUUGUUUUUAAUAUUAUCCACAUGUUUAUGUGAUGAAUUACAUGAUAGGUUAGAGCGUAAACGCUUUUACGAUACAAUUGGUGAAUUUACAUUAAAUCUUUUAAGGUUCUCCUACAGUGACGGUGACACGGAAGAUCUGUUAGUAUCACCUGUAAGUGUGUGGAAUUUAUUAGCGGUUCUAGACGUUGGAGCAGCAGGUAACACAGAAACACAAAGUCAAAUAUCACAAGUCCUCAUACAAUUGAACAAUAAAACAGCAUACUUUGCGGGAUACGAAUAUCUAAAAAAAGCACUGGUAGACACUAAAGUAGCAAAUGCAGAUUUACAGAAUCGCAACUUUGUAUUCUUAAAUAAUAGUUUUAUCAUACGAAAGGACUACAAAAAUACAAUCACCAACAAGUUUGAUGCUGUUAUACUCUCGACUUUACUAGUGCUGAUCGAGCUUCAAAAGAAGCUAAUACAAUAAUAGAAUCGUAUUUACCACGAAUUUUCAAACUAACUAGCCCCGAAGAUUUUCGUGAUGCAAUAAUGAUAAUGUGCAAUGGCGUAUUUUUCAACGGAUUUUGGAAAAAUCGUUUCCCCGUACUGGCAACAGUGGAAGAGACACACUACGACGAGAAACUGAAAAUAAAUCGUUAUGUCAGAAGGAUGCACCUCAAAGCUAAAGUUCCAUAUCUUGACAUACCGUACCUCAAUUCUACAGUUUUAGAACUGCCGAUCGGAGAUGAAGGGAAAUGGGUCAUGAUAUUUGUGUUUCCGCAUCGAGAUGUCCCUUUGAGCCAUGUUUACACUCAGUUGAGAUCAUAUUCACUUGACACUUUAGUUGAAAUUAUAGACAGGGAUGAAGUUCAAGAAGUCGACAUCAAACUCCCCAGAUUUCGUUUGGAAAGGCAAGUAGUUCUGACCAAACCUUUGGGUCAGAUGGGACUUCGUGAAGCUUUUAAAUUGGAUUUACAAGGUGGUUUUCUUGGGAUAGCAACCGAGGAUAUCUACAUCGGUGACUUCGAGCAUAUGGCCUCGAUAUUUGUGUCAGAAACUGGCGUAAGAGCGCUUGCAACCACUCCAGGCUUUGAUGGAUAUGCGAGUAAAAUACAUAAUGGUGGUUUAAAAGCAGAGAAGCCAUUUGUAUUCUUUUUGAUGGAAAAGCCUUCCAGGACACCUGUGUUCUGUGGGUCGUAUACUUUUGAAAGGUAUUUUUAAUUAUCUGUCAUGAUCCGUUUUCUGUCCUUU
Molecule: messenger RNA, 1266 nt
Organism: Bicyclus anynana (squinting bush brown)
Lineage: Eukaryota; Metazoa; Arthropoda; Insecta; Lepidoptera; Nymphalidae
Product: leukocyte elastase inhibitor-like
Exons: 1
Coding region: 565-1236 (223 amino acids)
Molecular function (GO): serine-type endopeptidase inhibitor activity
Source: RefSeq, a predicted model, not a curated record